Molecule: messenger RNA, 1525 nt
Organism: Erythranthe guttata (spotted monkey flower)
Lineage: Eukaryota; Viridiplantae; Streptophyta; Magnoliopsida; Lamiales; Phrymaceae
Product: glycerophosphodiester phosphodiesterase GDPD1, chloroplastic
Biological process (GO): glycerophospholipid catabolic process
Molecular function (GO): phosphoric diester hydrolase activity
Source: RefSeq, a predicted model, not a curated record
AAGGAAUAUUCCAGCUCGGCCGAUUCCGUUCACCUAGGGCCCUUAAAUACCCCUUCCCCAAGUUGAAUUCACCUCAACAAUUUGAAGAAUCCCAAUUAUAUCCUCUCAUCCUCAAUACUCUUUCUCUCUCUAUUUUCUCUCUCUCUAUAUCCAACAAUGGCUCUGAAAGCCGUUCACGUUUCCGACGUUCCCAAUCUUGAUCAUGUCCCGGAGAAUGCAUCUUUCUCUCUCUACUCUUCCCGUUUCUCCAAAGGCGUGGACAUUGGUCGGACGACGUCGUUUAAGGAGCCGAAAUUUUUGGUGAUCGGACAUAGGGGGAAUGGGAUGAACAUGCUACAGUCGACGGAUUUGAGGAUGAAGGCUGUUAAAGAAAACACGAUUCUUUCGUUUAAUACCGCCGGAAAAUACCCCAUUGAUUUCAUCGAGUUUGACGUUCAGGUCACAACCGAUGGCUGCCCCAUUAUUUUCCACGACAACUUCAUCUACUCUCAAGACAAUCAGGGGACAAUCUACGAAAAGAGAGUGACAGAUUUGUCUCUGUCUGAAUUUCUAAGCUACGGUCCUCAGAGAGAAGCUGCCUCGGAGGGGAAAACUCUGUUGAGGAAAACAAAGGAUGGGAAGAUAAUAAACUGGGCCGUUGAAUCCGACGAGCCACCAUGCACACUCGAAGAGGCGUUUGAGAAAGUGAUCCCUCCUCUUGGUUUCAACAUUGAAUUGAAGUUUGACGAUCACAUUGUUUACCAGCAAGAGUAUCUCAGCCAUGUUUUGCAGUCGAUAUUGCAAGUUGUUGUAGAUCAUGCCAAAGAAAGGCCCGUCAUAUUCUCCACUUUCCAACCAGAUGCUGCUCUGCUUGUCAAGAAACUUCAGGCCACCUACCCUGUGUUUUUCCUGACAAAUGGAGGAAAUGAGAUAUUCUACGAUGUGAGAAGGAAUUCUUUGGAGGAGGCGAUAAAGCUGUGCUUGGAAGGUGGUUUGCAAGGGAUUGUUUCGGAAGUGAGGGGUGUAUUUAGAAAUCCCGGGGCAGUUAACAAAAUCAAAGAAUCGAAGCUAUCUCUCAUGACAUAUGGCAAAUUGAAUAAUGUGGCGGAAGCGGUGUAUAUGCAACAUUUGAUGGGAAUAGAAGGAGUGAUUGUGGAUUUGGUAAAAGAAAUAACGGAAGCUGUUUCGAAGAUGAUGACGAAGCCAUCCGAGGAGGGCGAUAUUUUAAUGCAAGGAGGAGGAGAGGAGCAAGGUGAAGGGAGCAGGCCUAAAUUCUCACAGAAGGAGUUGGCAUUUUUGUUGAAGCUCAUUCCUGAAUUAAUACAGCAAUGAUAUAUAAUAUACAGUGCUGUGAUUCUUUGAGGGAUUAAUUACAUCAUUCUCAUAUAUAUAUCCUUUUAACCUCCACUUGUAUCAUCAUUUUAAAUCCUUGCUUCUGCCCUUCUUCCUAAUUCAACCCCUUUACGUGGCAUUCUUUUUCUUGGGGUCAAAUGUAUUAUUAUUAAUAAUACUACCGUUUUUAUGCUAAUUACUAUUUGUUGGCUCA